Messenger RNA from Meloidogyne enterolobii, 670 nucleotides. Lineage: Eukaryota; Metazoa; Nematoda; Chromadorea; Rhabditida; Meloidogynidae. The record is from the annotation of a GenBank genome assembly.
UGUGGAAAAAAAAUAUGUUGAACUUCCUGUCCAUUGUGAAAAAUAAAUUGAUUGAAAAAUGUGGAUAUGUAUAUGUAAAAUAAAAUUAAGUUAAGCUCCCCUCCAAUCAGAUACAUUAAAUUGAAUGUAUAUAUUAAUGAGUGUAUAAUACAUACAACAAGGUUCAACAGUAAUAUAUUUAUUAGGAUUCUGAUACGUGUCAGACAGGGAUGUCUUGGGUUGAGAAAUGGUUCGGGUCGGUUUCGAGUCUGGUUUUCAAAAUUUUCUUUGGAUCGGGUACCAGAUAGAAAGAAGACCGGGUUUCGUAUAUGGGUGUUAUAGUGAUGCUCGGGAGAAGAAAAAACCCGGGAAACGGGAGUCGGGUCUGGAAAUGACCUCGGGAGUCGGGAGGCCAAAAGCUCGGGAAAUUUUCCCGAGUCGGGAGUCGGGAUACCCGAGCAUCACUAGGGUGUUAGGGCAACCCGAGACAUCACUGAAGUCAGCCCAACCCAAAGGUGUGCGCAAAAAUCGCAAACGCAAUCCCAAAAAUGACCGCAAAACGCAUUGCGCACACCCAGAUCAAACUUUUACUAGGCGACAUCGGCCUAAUUAUAAUUUUUUUAGUUUAAAAAGAAUUAAAAAGGCAAAGACAUUAAAUAAAAAAAAUUUCAAAAAUUCACACCAAGCUUAA